AAAUUAUAUUUCGGCUUAGGGUUUCUCUUUUAAAUUUAAGGGUUUUAUCGGCUCGCCUCUUUCUUCCUCACGGAUAGCUCGUUUCCUCUGGUGCGGUUUUCUAAUUCUAAAGAAGUAGUUGAUACACAUAUCAAGAUGCAGAACGAAGAGGGAAAAAUCACAGAGCUUUAUAUUCCCAGAAAAUGCUCUGCGACGAAUCGGCUUAUUACUUCAAAGGACCAUGCUUCUGUUCAGAUCAACAUUGGGCAUGUGGAUGAGAAUGGCAUCUACACCGGCCAGUUCUCCACUUUUGCUCUUUGUGGUUUCAUUAGAGCCCAGGGAGAUGCUGACAGUGCCCUGGAUCGGCUCUGGCAGAAGAAGAAAGUCGAAGUGCGUCAACAAUAGAUGAUUUGCUGUUCUGGUUCAUCUCUAUAUCAAAGUUUUCAAAGAUGGAGAUACACUUUCAAAACUCUUCCUCUCGUGUUCUUCAAGUAUUUUCUUUUGACAAUUUAAACUCAUUUAUUUAAAUGCAAACUCAACUACCGCUGAGACAGUCCAAGCUUUGAUGGGCUAUGAGAAGGUGAAUGAAAUAUGAUGAACUCUAAUGUUCCUUGAAAAUUUUUACCA
This is a messenger RNA of Momordica charantia (bitter melon), 606 nucleotides long. Its product is annotated as small ribosomal subunit protein eS21y. Gene Ontology annotation, molecular function: structural constituent of ribosome. Gene Ontology annotation, cellular component: ribosome. Gene Ontology annotation, biological process: translation. The record is from RefSeq and is a predicted model, not a curated record. Lineage: Eukaryota; Viridiplantae; Streptophyta; Magnoliopsida; Cucurbitales; Cucurbitaceae.